AUGGACGCCGUACUGGACCACUAUUUCCAGGCUCCUCCUGUCACAAGGACCUUCACUACCGUUACAGUUCUUCUUUCGUUGGGCGUAAUCUUAGGUGCCCUCUCAGACAAGACCUUCGCGUACUACCCGAUCUACGUGUACAAGUUCCCGCCCGAGAUAUGGCGAUGCGUGACUGGAUUCAUGAUAACCGGCUCCGGCAUGAGCUUCCUCUUCCAGAGCUACCAUCUCUUCAUCUACAUGAGCCAAUUGGAAGUUGGCAACCCCAGAUUUUCCAAGACUGAGGACCUGAUUUGGUACCUCAUGUGCGUAGGGGGUGCAAUUCUGGGAAUUAAUCAUCUCGUCGGAUUUCCGUUCCCGUUCUUCCUAGACGCCUUGAUCCUCGCCAUGUGCUACACCACCACGCAGGAACAGCGGGGAAUGAAGACCAAGUUCCUCUUCAUGUUCACCAUCCCAGCCCAGCUGCUCCCAUACUGCCUGAUCCUGUUCAAUCUCGUCUUCCCCGGAGGUGCCAUCAGGAUGAUCCUGGAGAUCUACGGGCUGAUUGCCGCGCAUCUCUUCGAUUUCCUGACCAAGGUCUGGCCGCGAUACGGCGGCAACGGGCGUAGCCUGCUGCCAACGCCACCUCUUCUGGGCACGCUGGUAAACUUGGUGAGCCAAAAUCUCCCAGAUUUGCAGGGCCGAAUGGCCAGUGCUCCCCCCGCUGAAAGCUCCUCAUCGGGCUCCUCCUCUGGCAGACCUGCAGGUUCGUCGGGUGGCCCUCUGCCAGAUUCAUGGCGAACAAGAGGCCAGGGCCACCGUCUGGGCUAG
This is a messenger RNA of Clonostachys solani, 807 nucleotides long. Lineage: Eukaryota; Fungi; Ascomycota; Sordariomycetes; Hypocreales; Bionectriaceae. The record is from the annotation of a GenBank genome assembly.